This is a messenger RNA of Chlorella variabilis, 1827 nucleotides long. RefSeq lists its product as hypothetical. Gene Ontology annotation, molecular function: oxidoreductase activity. The transcript is spliced from 11 exons. Gene Ontology annotation, biological process: carotenoid metabolic process. The record is from RefSeq and is a predicted model, not a curated record. NCBI's taxonomy places the organism in Eukaryota, Viridiplantae, Chlorophyta, Trebouxiophyceae, Chlorellales, Chlorellaceae. The coding region runs from base 1 to 1827 and encodes 608 amino acids.
AUGCCCGUGACGCCAAUUGGGCCAUUUGCGUGCUUGGGAAACGAGCUGAGGUCAUUGAGAGGUCACAUUGCAGCAACAUCAAGCUUGCCGCUGAGGCAGCCGCUGGCCAACAUUCGUGGUGCUGCAGCUCGGCGGCGGCGGCACCACCAUGAGCGGCGGCAGCUUUUUCAACAACACUGGCAGCAGCACCAGGCAUCUGCGGUCUGUAGAGCUUCCAGUGGCAACAGCCAGGCAUCUAGCAGCGCAGGUGGAGGUGCAGAGGAGGUGGACGUGGUGGUGAUUGGCAGCGGCAUCGGCGGCCUCAGCUGUGCGGGCCUGCUGGCGAAGUACGGACUAAAGGUGGUGGUGUGUGAGUCCCACGAUGUGCCCGGCGGUGCAGCCCACACCUGGACUGUGCGCGCUCCUGGGGGCGAGGGACUGUACCACUUUGAGUCCGGACCUUCACUGUACUCAGACAUGGCGGGGCGGGGGCGGGGCGCCAACCCGCUGGCGCACGUGCUGCAGGCACUGGAUGAGCCGCUGGACUUGUUGCCUUACAGGACCUGGAAUGUGGUGCUGCCUGAGGGAAGCUUCCUCACAGAGGUGGGAGCCAGCCAGUUCUGCGACGUGCUGGAGCAGGUCCGCGGCCCCGAGGCGGUGCAGGAGUGGCGGCGCCUGCAGGAAUUCAUCCGGCCGCUGGCAGUUGCAGCCACCAUGCUGCCGCCGGUGGCCUUCCGGCAAGAUGCCGGCGCCGCCUUCACCGCCAUCGCCCGCUACCUGCCUCACCUCCUGUCCAACGGCGGCGCCGCGCUCAAGCUCUCAGGGCCCUUUUCAAAGGUCCUGGACGAGGCGGGCGUGCGGGACCCCUUCAUCAAGAACUGGCUGGACCUUCUGUGCUUCCUGCUGUCGGGCCUCCCGGCGGAUGGAACAAUCGCAGCCGCGGUCGCCUUUAUGUUUGACCAGUGGUACCGCCCAGACUGCUACCUUGAGUUUCCCCGCGGCGGCAGUCAGGCAAUGGUGGAUGCGCUGGUGCGAGGCGUGGAGAAGCAUGGCGGCCGCCUGCUGCUGCGAUCGCACGUGGAGCAGAUUCUUGUUGAGGGCGGCAAGGCCACAGGCGUGCGGCUGCGUGGCGGGCGCACCAUCCACGCCAAGCGCGCUGUGGUCAGUAAUGCCAGCUCACCCGACACGCUGCGCCUGCUGGCCCCCGAGGCCGUACCCGCAAGCUGGCGGCAGGGCGUGCAGGACACGCCCCUCAAUCCUUCAUUUAUGCAUCUGCACCUUGGCUUUGAUGCGACAGGCAAGUUGAGGAGGGGGCUGGAACUGCACCAUAUCGUGGUCAACUCCUGGGAUGCGCCAGGCGGCGUGACGGCGGAGCAAAACGUGGUGCUGGUGUCCAUUGCAUCGGUGAUCGACCCCUCGCUGGCGCCUGCGGGGAAGCACACCCUGCACGCCUACCUGCCCGCCACCGAGCCGUACGAGCUGUGGGAGGGCCUGGACCGGCGCAGCCGACAGUACCAGCAGCUGAAGGAGGAGCGCAGCAGGGUUCUGUGGGAUGGUGCGCUGGGCUUCUCAUUACAGAAUUGGCCGGCAUUGGUGAGCCUGGUCGGCACCCCGCUCACGCACGAGCGCUUCCUGCGCCGCUCUAGGGGAACCUAUGGCCCAGGCAUCCGCGCCGGCGAGGGGCUGUUCCCUUGGCCCGCGUCCCCCGUUCCCGGGCUGUAUUGCUGCGGCGAUUUCGCCUUCCCGGGCAUCGGCCUGCCCGCGGUGGCAGCCAGCGGGGCCAUCACCGCCAACAGCCUGGUCUCUGUGGGCCAGCACACGGCGCUGCUGCAGGAGCUGGGCAUCUGA